ACGCCCGGAGCACCUCAGUUCGAGCAGAUCCGGUGUUGAGUGCGAAAGUGAAACCGAUUCCCGAGGAGAUGGGCCUGCUGCUACUGGUGCUGAUAGCGGGCAUUGGCUGCGCAACUGCAGCAGCCAACAUUGACCUGGAGGCCAAGACGUUUGUGAAUCAAUCGAGCGAUCGCUACUACAGGUUCUACAAUGAGAUUGCCGCCGAAACGUAUUCGGCCAACAACGAGGAGGACUUCGACGCCCUUUUCUCCAAGCUAAACAAUGUGAAGCGCAUUGCCGAGGAGCUGGUGAGCAUCUCCCGGCAGGCUGCGACCUACGAUCUGGACAGGAUUCGCAGCCCGCAGACGAAGUUAGCUCUCCAGGAGCUGCGCACUGCGGGUGACUUGUUCGUCCUGGGCGACGACUACUUCUCCUCCGUGCAGAUGAACUUGGCCGCCCUGCAAACGCUCUCCACGGACAAGGAUAUCGAGCCGUAUCUUGGUGGGGCCAAUAUGCCCAACGAGGACGACAGUCCGCUGGCCUAUUUCCCAGACAUCCAGAAGAUCGUGCAGAGCAGCAAGGAUGCCGACGAGCUGAAGUACUAUUGGGAGGCCUGGCGAGAUAAGAACCAGCUGUGGGCCUCCCUCAACUUUUACACCAUAGUGCAGUCGUACCAGAGGGCCGCCAAGAUCCUGGAGGUGCCGGUGCACAAGCUGUGGUACCGAUACGACAGCCAGGAGAUGCUGCAGCAGAUGGAGCAGGCGAUGACGGAGCUGCGCCCCGCCUACCAGCAGCUCCACGCCUUUGUCCGCCAGGAGCUGCAUAAGAAGUACGGCUCGGAUGUGGUCAAUCUCAAUGGACCGAUACCGGAUCACCUGUUCCAGCAGGUCCUCGAACAGGCCUGGGCCAGUGGCAGCAUCUUGGAGGAUUACUAUCCGCGUGCCCAGUUGCCGGAGUUCGAUGAGUACGUCAGUCACUUGACCGCCAAGGCCAUGGUGAAUGAGUCCGAGAACUUCUACACCUCGCUGGGUUUCGAGCCGCUGUCCGCCGAGUUCCACAAGAACCAGCUAAAGGAACCCAACCAGGACAGCCCCAACGACGACUGUCGCCCCUCCAUCUUCGACCUCACGCCACACGUCUACCUCAUGUACUGCGAGAAGGUCAGCUUCCGGAAGCUGAUGCAGUACCACAGCCACAUGGCCAGGGUGUACUACGCCCAGCAGAAGAGUCACCUGCCCUCCUACUACUUCAAGGCCUACAACCUGGAGUUCGCCGUCGGCGAGGCGGUGGUCCUAUCCGCAUCUUCACCGGCUCAUCUGACAGGACGCCGAUUGGCCAAGGAAGUGCUCAGCGAAACGGCCCUCAUGAGCCGCCUAUUCCGCAUGGCUAUCCACACGAUUCUUAGUAUUCCACUGUACUAUGUGCACACCAAGGUGAUGCAUGAUCUUCUCAACGACACUGUGGACAUGGACACCGUGAACAAGCACUAUUGGAGGCUCAUGGAGCAGCAUGCGGGCAUCGAGGCGCCCUCGGAUCGCUCUGAAGGUGCUAUUGAUUUUCCCUAUAAGUUCUACGUAAACAUCGACCAGAGCUUCCAGACUCAGAAAUUCAUAUCGGAAGUUCUGGGCUAUCAAUUCUAUCGCGAGUUUUGCAAGAAGAGUUUCAACAGGGGGCCGCUCCACAACUGUGACUUCUAUGGAAGCUUGGCCGUUGGCAAUGAUUUGAAAUCAAUGAUGUCAUUGGGCUCUACGAAGCCGUGGAAACAGGUGGUUGGCAAAAUACUGCCCAAUAACACGGGACUGAGUAGCUUGGCGCUGCUGGAGUACUAUCAACCUGUGUUAGGCUGGCUCAAUAAAUACAAUAAGGAUGCCAACUCGAAGAUUGGAUGGACUGCCUCCAAAAAAAAAAUUGUUUGAGGACUUGUAAUGAAGAGAAUUAUUAGCUUGAGCACAAAUAAUAACACAAAUAAAAUACAUUUCACCGUUUUGGGAUUUUGAAUAUUUCAAA
Drosophila mauritiana is the source of this 1986-nucleotide messenger RNA. RefSeq names its product angiotensin-converting enzyme (gene Ance-4). Bases 69 to 1895 code for a protein of 608 amino acids. Lineage: Eukaryota; Metazoa; Arthropoda; Insecta; Diptera; Drosophilidae. Gene Ontology annotation, cellular component: plasma membrane. Gene Ontology annotation, biological process: proteolysis. The transcript is spliced from 6 exons. Gene Ontology annotation, molecular function: peptidyl-dipeptidase activity; metallopeptidase activity. The record is from RefSeq and is a predicted model, not a curated record.